AUGGUCCCUUUUUAAAAUUGCUUUGUUUUGAAGCUUUAUUUCACGAUAAAACGUUUAUUUUUAAAUAAUUUUUUAUACAUAAUAAUUUGCCCUCAUAAUAUUGUUUAUUUUUAAUACAAGUAUACUUUAACUGCACAAUCACGACAGAUUGAACAAAAAAUUGAGGGAAAUUUGAAAUCAGGAAUGAGUUACAGACGACUAGUGCCCAACUCUGGACAACACAAAAUCCCUGUAAAUGUUUUAGACAGCAUUCAAGAAAUCAAAAACCUAACAAACCCAUCAUUUAAAACUCAAACCCCAUCAUUCUUAGCCACUAAUCUCCUCAAAUCAUAUUUUGGAAGGGGCUUAAUUGAGGAAGCACGCACACUGUUCGAUGAAAUGUCUGAGAGAGACGUUGUUGCCUGGACUGCCAUGAUUUCUGGUUAUGCUUCUUGCAAUUACUAUACCAAUGCAUGGAAUGUGUUUUUGAAAAUGUUGAGGGGAUGUGGUGAUCCCCCGAAUGCGUUUACGCUGUCUAGUGUGUUGAAGGUUUGCAAGGGGAUGAAUUCACUUUCUUCUGGGGCUUUGGUUCAUGGGUUGGCUCUUAAACAUGGUUUGAAUGGUUGUUCUUAUGUUGAUAACUGUUUGCUGGAUAUGUAUGCUACUUGUGGCUGUAAUAUGGAUGCUGCAUGCGCGGUUUUUCAAGAUAUGGAGGUUAAGAUCCCAGUGGCGUGGACUAUUUUGAUCACUGGGUACACUCAUCGGGGUGAUGGUCAUGGAGCUCUACAAGUUUUUAGACAAAUGUGGAUGGAAAAACUUGAAGCAAGUCCAUUUGGCGUUUCUAUAGCAGUAAAAGCUUGCACCUCAAUUGAAUCUUCGACAUGUGGCAUGCAAAUCCAUGCUUUAGUACGGAAAUGUGGGUUUGAUUCCAAUAUUCCUGUUAUGAAUUCUAUUCUAGAUAUGUAUUGUAGGUGUAAUUUGUUUUCUGAAGCACGUCUAUGUUUUUAUGGAAUGAUUCAGAGAGACUUAGUUACUUGGAAUAUUUUUAUUGCUGGAUAUGAAAUGUUGCAUCCAAAUGAGUCCCUGUAUAUAUUCUCACAAAUGGGAAUAGAGGGGCUUAGUCCCAACAGCUUCACAUAUUCAAGCAUUAUAGCGGCAUGUGCUAAUUUAGCAGUUUUAGGUUGUGGACAGCAAGUUCAUGGAGGGAUUUUUCAAAGAGGUCUCGAAGGGGAUUUACCUCUGGCUAAUGCCCUUAUAGACAUGUAUGCCAAGUGUGGAAGCAUAAUGGAUUCAUGUAGAAUUUUUAGUCAAAUGAACCGUAAAGAUUUGGUAUCAUGGACUUCUAUGAUGAUUGGGUAUGGGAGCCAUGGUUAUGGCAAAGAAGCUGUUACUUUGUUUAAUGAAAUGGUCAAAUCAGGUAUUCGGCCUGAUCGGAUUGUAUUUGUGGCAGUCAUUGGGGCCUGUAGCCAUGCUGGCAUGGUUGAUGAAGGCAUGCGUUACUUCAAAUCGAUGACUGUUGAUUACAAAGUUUCCCCCAAUCAGGAGGUUUACGGAUGUGUAGUUGAUUUGCUUGGUCGAAGUGGUAGAGUUGAGGAAGCUUUUAAACUGAUAGAAAGUAUGCCAUUUAAGCCUGACGAAUCUGUUUGGGGAGCGCUUUUAGGAGCUUGUAAGGCUCAUGGAAUUUCAGAUCUUAGCAAACGUGCAGCUCAGAGAGUACUAGAGUCGAAGCCUAGUGUUGCAGGAAGUUAUGUGAUGCUAGCAAAUAUUUUUGCAGCUCAGGGUGAUUGGGGGGAUUUUGCAAGAAUGAGAAAGUUGAUGAGGGGAACCGGAAACAAGAAAGAGGCUGGUAGGAGUUGGGUGGAGCUCAGAGACCAGGUCUAUAGCUUUGUUGUUGGAGAUGUAAUCGGUCCUCAUAUUGUAUUGGCUCGUGAAGUCACUGAAUUAUUUAGUCAGCAUAUGCAAGAAACAGCUUGUUUUCGUGAUCUCGAUUUCUUGUUUUAUGACUCCUUAUGUGGGCUUCACCCUGUUGUAAGCCACAGUAUUGAUCCAAAGGCUAUUUAAGGAAUAUUUGUCUAGCCGAAUAUGUCCAUUUCUUAGUCUGUACUCUAUAGCCACAGGUUGAUAAACAGAAAAAUCAAGCUAUAGGGAAUGUUCCUAGUAGCAAUUGGUUUGCUUGACAGCGGGUUUUGACAAGGAACUUAAGUUGAAAAAGCACAGGAGUGCGGUGCUUGCCAUACCUCGAAAGGAUCCAAGGCUUUUCAAAUUUGCUUCAGCAAUUGCAAAAAUGUGCAUGAUAUGGACAGCAUAGACCGCCUCACUACGUUGUUCAGAGAAAUAGAAAUGGCUGAUACCUUUAGUUGAUGAACUGCAAAGGUUAAAGUUUAUACCAAAGAAAGGCCGAAUACAAUGCAGCUGGUUCUUGUGUAGAAGCCAAAGUUCAUGACUGACACUUAAACAUAAGACAGAUUACAUUUUUCUGCAAAGUUGGGGGCGAUUGGUACUUAAAUAUGAACAUGGAAAGUACACUACACUCAAUAUGUUCAAGUGUGUUAAAUUCUCGAAUUCAUUCUUUAAUGGCCUACAUGCUGGAAUUUUUAUUAUAACUACUGUACUAUUGGGGUCAAGCAUGCGUGAUUCUAGGGGUUGGAUCACCGCAACCCAUACCUAAUUUCUGGAAUAAGUUUUGUUUCUAUGGAUAAGUUUCCUUGUGGAAGCAUUGGUCGAUCUCCUAUGCUUGUCAUAGACUACCUAUGAUUGGGUGCUCAAGUCUCCUGGACCAUCAGUGUAAAAUUAUGGAUAGACAAGUUGUUCGGUAGUUGGCAUGUGGUUAGGUUGCCCACCUUAAAUACCAUUCCGGCGUUCUCACUUGGUGGAGCACAGCCUUCCUGGUACGUGAUUUCUGUCUUCUGUGCAUACAGUUUUAACGUUAAUAUCAGAACUAUACAGUGGUUAAUAUUGCAGUAUGUUUUAAUCUUAGCAGAGCUCCUUGACUCGUGAAGUUAAUAACCAUUCCCACAUUCAUGAGGUCUAUGGUUAACAUAAUAUAUCUUUGGCAAUAGUGUCUUACUCCGAGUUAUACUAUAUAGGUACCACGGUUUCAAGUUACAUCUAUGAUCUAUUACUGUUUGACAAGCACCUCGGUUCUAGUAGCACGUUCUUCAAAAUGUAGAGAAAAUCAGGAGAAUAAAAACAAAGAAGAUAUGAUACGUUAAGGGACUGAUACAUAUGCAAAAGGUUUGUUUUGUGGGUAGUGAAAGCAUAGGAGUAAUACAUUUCUAAGUAAUAAUUUUUCUCAAGCCGAGCAAAAGGCUGGAAAGUGAAAACAAUUAAGCAAAAGGGAUAUUCUGAAAUAUUCAAGUACUUAAAUGCAUGUAUUGGUUUUGUACAUAUGGCUCGUGUAUGGAUUUUGAUACAUGUAAAAUACUAAGGAACAUAUUACCUUAUGUUUAAAUAUGAGGAUUACUCGAAACAUGGAAAUUUAUCAACAAAUUCACACAUCAAGUUCAAGUAGAUAUAUAGCAUAAGUUGAUUACAGGAGGUUCAAAUUCUAAGCAAACCAUCCGAAAUCAUUAUUACCAGCUUUUAUUUGUAAACAUGGAUCUCUUUAUUUGUUAGUUGCUACUAAAUCUCCUUCAUAUCACCUUCCUCUGUCCCAUUAGCUUCUGUCAUUCUGUGUUCCAUCUUAGGUACUGCCAUUUCCUUCAGUUUUUUCCCAUAUUCCACAUCUUGAACUUUAAAAGCUGACACUAACAAGCUCCUAUACAGUCCAGAUGAUAUCUUAAAGAUUAUCUUCCUGGUAGGCGGAUUGUCGAGAUAGAUGUCACUUAAUGUUACCCCCAUGAAGAGCUCCUUAGUCUUGACACCAGAUAGCUAUCUUGAUCCUGCCUUUUCCAACAUAAGCAGUUACCUCAGUUCCGUAAAAAACAGGUAAAAAGUGCAGUAAAUUUGAUCUGAGUAUAAAACUAGUCCAGGCCUUUUUUUUCACAAGUCCAGCAGGGUUUUCACCUAGCACUACUGCUCUAACAAUAAAUAGCUGAAACCUACAACAUUAAUUAGGUUGUCAAUAAUAGCAAAUGCGUAUUAAUUUCACUGCUAUGUGCAUAGUGGCCGUGUCUGACCACCUCUGGCCUCUAAUUACCUCGUCCUUGACAUUAAUCAGGUUGUUGAGGUUAGCCUAUGAGCAAUAAAUUCAAUGGACUGCAAUCACCAUUGUAAAAGCUUUCGACCAACACCAAGGAAAACUAACCACAAAAGAAGACGGAACAGCGAUCUGGAAUGAUCUGAAUACAAUUCAAAUGGACAGCAGGUUUUAGUAGAAAAACAUAGAGGCUUAUCGCUUUUGUUACACACAAAAUUGCAUUUAUUGUCGGCCUAAAUGAUUAGCUCUGCAUAACAGCAGUACAUUCUUGAAAUACAAACAACAAUAAUAGUAGAAUCACAGAAAAUUUGAUGAACCAAACUGUGCAUUUUCAUAGGCAAUCAGGCCUCCUUCACUUCACCAGUGGGUUCUUCACAACCCUCAAUCUCGAAAGCAGACGUAGGGAAGGUCCGGUACAGACCUGUUGGAGUCUUGAAAGUGAUCUUCCCAGUAGGAGGAUCAUCAACAUAAAUAUCACUAAGUUUGAUCCACAACAAGAGCUCCUUAGACUUGACACCAGUUAGUUUCUUGAUCUUGCCUUUCUCGAUAACCGCCGUGACCUCAUUAGCAUAAGAAGUGAGCUUUCCAAUUUUUUCGAAGGUGUGAUCAGUUCUUUUCUUCUGUUUGAGCCACACAAAGCCGGUUUCCUUGACAUACCCACAUUCCUCCAUAUCUUUGAGGGGCAGAAGGCCAUUUGGUAAACCCAUUUCUGUGAGAAGAAAUUUUGAUUUUACUUGACAGAUUUCAUUUCCAUGGUACACUUCUGUUGCACUUGCCUUGAUUUCUUCUGUGACUGCAGACAUUUUUAUCUUUCUUUCUUUUUUGUUGUGGAACUGCAGGUUUGUAUGAUUAGUUUUAUAGUUGACAUGAAAGAUGUUGCCCUUGAAUGUUUAACAAAAUUGCAAAAGUGCCA
Molecule: messenger RNA, 5030 nt
Organism: Daucus carota subsp. sativus
Lineage: Eukaryota; Viridiplantae; Streptophyta; Magnoliopsida; Apiales; Apiaceae
Product: putative pentatricopeptide repeat-containing protein At1g56570
Exons: 3
Coding region: 184-2040 (618 amino acids)
Biological process (GO): RNA modification
Cellular component (GO): intracellular membrane-bounded organelle
Molecular function (GO): RNA binding; protein binding
Source: RefSeq, a predicted model, not a curated record